AUGGCAUUUUUAAUAGAUUUUUCCUCAGAUGACGACGAACCUUUUGACGAUGAUGAUGACUUCGUCCCUCCAAGCAAAAUGCCCAAGCCAAGCACCGGCCCAGCUAGGAAUUCAGACAUCCGAACAAGAGCUCGGGAACUUUUGCAAAGAGGAAAAAGACUUGAAGCACAAGCUGCCUUUGGAGGGCAACAGCAGCCACUAGUGCAGCCAGCUGCUCAGCAGUUGGUUCUACCACCAGCGCCACCAGCUCAACCAAUAGCCCAGCAGCCAGCUCAACCAAUAGCCUAUCAGCCAGCUCAACCAAUAGCCUAUCAGCCAGCUCAACCGAUAGCCCAGCACCCAGCUCAGCAGAUUGUCCAGCCACUAGCUGAGGAAGCUCAACAGCCAGCCGUGGGGCCAGUCCAAGAGGCGGGUGCACCACCUCCACCUCCCCCCCCAUCUAAGGUGCGUCAAGCUCGCCUGUCAAGGUUUGAGAGUCAUCAAGCCCAACUGCAAACAGAACAGCAGCAGCAGCAGGCGGCUUCGGAUGUGCCUCCUCCACCACAGCAACAGUCUGCUAUUGAAGAUAGUCAGCAAGCUGCCUCAAGCAAUAUUGAUGUACCUGCGUCUUUCCAGCAGCUGGCUGCUAUUCACAAAGACUCGGAACAAUCCUCAAGUGACUCUGAUGUUUCCGGUCUACCCACGCAGCAGCGUGUUUCACAGCCAGACUCGCAAGCAAGCUCAAUCGUUGCUGUUAUUCCCACUCCACCCAAGGAAUCAGCUGUUCUCCAACCGAGCUCUGCCCAAGGUGCAUCUAGCAGUCCUGAUGUACUUGCUGGACAGUCAUGUCUUCAACUCGCACCAGUUCUACCCUCUGUGCUGAAUGGAGGGAACCCUUCCACUGUAGUGAUCCAAGUUUACAAUUUUAACUCUGGUGGCGGCAGGGCUCAAGCUCAAGAUGAACAGCUUCCCCCAUACAUUCAAAGGAUGCUUGCCGAAUUUAAUCAGAGAUUUAAUCAGCCACCUGCUGUUGUGGAGAUUGCCGAAGAUAAACCUCCAACUGCUUCACCUAGAGUUGCUGUUGUUACUGAGGCCGCUGCUUCAGCUGUAGUAGACCUCACUGACACAGAUGAUGAAGUUUUGCUUCCGAUUCAAUUCUUGCAUGAAUUAAGUCAUUCUCAUUCUGCGUAUGACCUGGUUCCAAGAAGCAGUGCUCCCAUGUUAUGUUCAGCUUUGCAGCUGCACAGAGCAUCAUACAAAAGAAAAAUCUAUUUUUAUUUUGAUAAUAUGAUAACUAAGGCCAGAUUUGAUUAG
Frankliniella occidentalis (western flower thrips) is the source of this 1293-nucleotide messenger RNA. RefSeq names its product MHC class II regulatory factor RFX1-like. The record is from RefSeq and is a predicted model, not a curated record. The transcript is spliced from 7 exons. The coding region runs from base 1 to 1293 and encodes 430 amino acids. Lineage: Eukaryota; Metazoa; Arthropoda; Insecta; Thysanoptera; Thripidae.